AUGAAGAAUCGAAACAAUAGAUUCGAAAUUAGAGCCAGUUGGCGAUUGAAAUCGUAUUGCCGCGUUUGUCGAACGCCAUCUCUGCGAGUCGAGGUGAGUCGAGACGAGUCUACUAAGGGCGGCCGUGCCAUCGACCUUCGUUCAUUUCGUGAGAAGCAAGCAGCGAGCAUGUGUCGUCAGGACAAUGAAUCACUAUCCUCGGAUAGAGACGCUUCAGGACAGUCUCCGGAAAUGGUCGAAAAAAAAAGAAUUCAUAUUCAUAAUUCAAAAUUUCUUGCCUUCGAUCAGUCAUUACGUAUGGCUAUGUCCGGCCACACUUCAAAACUAAAGGGGAGUCUUUACGCUUGGACAGUCAUGAACAUGCAUCAUCGAAAUGAAACAGGGACGAUGAUACUACGUACACCGUCUCUUUCUCAGUUUCUCAAACAAAGCAAGGCUGUGAAUGUGCGAAAAACUAAUCGCUAAGAUAAUUUAAGCUCGACGUAGAUUUCUAUUUUUUCCUUUUUUUUUUCUU
Heterotrigona itama is the source of this 514-nucleotide messenger RNA. The record is from the annotation of a GenBank genome assembly. Lineage: Eukaryota; Metazoa; Arthropoda; Insecta; Hymenoptera; Apidae.